UUCCAGCAGUGAACUAGCGUCACUCAGGAUGGACUCCGGACCCCCCAACCUGCCGCUGCUGCUGCUCAGCUGCCUCCUACUCUUCUGGCCGAGUGCCAGAGGAAACUCAUAUUACACUAUAGGCCCCGUUGGCCUUACCAUCCUACCCAGCAGCACGGUUCGGAGCGGGACAGCGGUGACCCUACACUGCCAGGUCAGAGUCAGUCAUGACAACAUCACAGACCUGAUGCACACCUUCCAGCUCAGCCAGGACUACAUUACCGUCUACUCCUCUACCACCAAAGAAGACUCAAUCGUAUAUGUACUGGACCCGGCCCGGGCAGCUGACUCUGGCAGUUAUGAGUGUCGAGUCAAAGUCAAGGAAAAGAGCAAACAAAGCCACAGCAUUAAACUCGACGUCACAGGCCUGCAGACCCCCAUUCUGUCUUUGAAUAAGACCUCACCCUAUGAGAGCGAGGAGUUCACAGCCAGCUGCAGCGCUCCGGAGGAGAAAGGAUCCCUCAUCUUCAGGUUUUACCAGAGAUUUAGGAAUGGAAGCAUUCAGAGGAUAAAGCAGCCGCCGCCCACUGGGAACUCAUCAGAGACCACACUGGUCCUGAGGGGGAUUGGAGACAGCUUCCUGUACUGUGACUACGAUGUCAAUCUGGUCUCUGGGGCCAGACACUCCAACCACAGCAACGAGAUUCAUAUAAUCGUCAAAGCACUCUUCAUUUCCCCGAUCAUGAAUGUGCUGCCCUCGCCAGAUGUCUAUGAGGGUGAGGUAAUAGAGGUGGUCUGCAAAGUGGUGAGUCCCCUGAAGGACAUUGAAGUAUUCCUGACGAUGGGCAGUAGGAUCCUCAAGAGAGCCCCACUCAGCCUCAUCCAUCGGCUCAUUACACAAGAAGGCGACUCUGGGAAGCUCACGUGCAAGGCAGAGUGGGGCAACGUGCAGAAAGAGAAGCAUCAAAUAAUCACAGUCAAAGAACUGUUCUCAAAGCCACGACUAACCGUGACGCCCACAGACAUAUUUGAGGGAGACAGCUUCCAACUGACCUGCUCCGUCUCCAUCUUUGUUCCCGAGAAGAUGAGCAAUGAAAGCAUGCGGUUCUCCAUCUACAAAGAUAACGUCCAACUCACCGGUGCAGAGACGUACAACACCAAGGCACACCCUUCUCAGAAUGGCAACUACUCCUGUAAAGCUCGGGCUGUGUCCCUCAUACACAGCUUUGUAAAGGAAAGCCAAGAGGUUGUUGUUAAAGCAAAAGUUCCUGUUUCCAACCCCACGCUGAGUGUGGUGGGAGGAACGCUGGUGUUGGAAAAGCCCUUCCAGCUGCUCUGUCACAGCGACAAUGGCACGCUGCCCAUCCACUACACCCUUUUCAGCCCUGACCAGCAGACUAAGACCAGCGUGGUGAGCAAGCCCGGGGAGGAGGCCAUCUUUAACUGCUCAGCCAUCUACAAGACUUCAGACUUAAAUAACUUUAUGUGCCACGCGAGAAACCGUGAAAACAGCUCUCCUGUGGAAGUAACAGGGAUACAGCUGCUAAGUCCCAGCAUCAAAAGUCCCAGCAUCAGAGGUCCCACCAUCAUAGAGCCGGUCUCUAAGCCAAGGUUGACCGUGCUGCCCGGCCAGUGGGACGUCUCCGAGGGUCAGGGCAUGACCCUCAUCUGCUCCGUUGAGAGAGGAACUCUUCCCAUCAGCUUCACCUGGUUCCACACCGACAGGGAGGGCCCUAUCUUCUCCCAGGGCUCCAAGAAACUGAAGGGGUCCUACAGCAUCAGCAACGUCAGAGGAGAGCAUGGAGGGGGGUACUACUGUGUGGGCAACAACCAGGCCAACAUCACCAAACAAAGCCUCACCGUCAUGAUCGGAGUGAAAAUGGCCGGCUGGAAGAAAGGUCUCAUUGCUGUUAUGGUGUGCCUCAUCCUGCUCAUACUGGCACUGAUCCUCAUUAUGGCCUUAAAAAGACGCCUCCUUCUAUUCAAGAGGAAAAGAACCGAGCUGACGGUGAAGUCAGCCAGCACCAAGGUGGAGCGGCUGAGCCUCACCCAGGCCGAGGUCAACCAGGCUGCUAACGUCACUCCAGGCAUGAUUGGAAAGAGUGUUUGGAGUGAACAUGUAUCAGGCUCGGAGUCUGAGGACCAGAAUAGUGUGACCGCUCCAGAAAAGCCACUAGAAGGUAAAUACAGUGAGGUGGAGACCAGACAGGCAGAUCCCCACAGAGCUCCGGUGAAAAAGGCCACGGACAGCGAAGUGCGGAACUCCAAACUAGGUGUUCCAGAGCAGGCCGAUGCUAGAGACGUCUCACGGAAAGACACGACGCAAUAAACGGAAACCCAGUGGAGUCAGUUGUUAGUGUUUGUAGACAGGUAACUGACCUGCUUUCUAAAUUUAUGAUAACAUAAGUCGCAAUUAUGUUCAAUUGUUACACUUCAAUUCAUAAUUAAAAACUCAAAUGAACUAGAUUAGAGUCAGUUCACAGUAGGUGAACUCCACAUUCAAAGAUGUUUCUACAGAAACUAGUCUUCUGUACUAUUGUACUCGUGUUUCCUGCCACAAUGUUGUGACCAUGUUAGCAUGUUGAUGUUAAUAUUUAGCUCAUAAUGCCACUGCGCCUACGUACAGUCUCAUUUAUUUAUUCCUAUUAUUUGUUUCUAUUACAUUUUUUUGUACUCAACUUAUAGAAAUAAGGACAUAUUUAGAAAAUAACAGAUUUGCUUUGUUUCUCACAAAGUGCAAGACAGAUUUUUAAGAGCUCAGAAACUGUAGCUGUUGUUGUUAAUCUGCAUAUUCUCAAUACUUUGUUCAUUUCUGUUCAUGCAAAUGACUUGACAUACAAAACACACAUACAAACGUUACAUUGAUACAGGCAUGACUGUAAUGCAGUAAUAUUUCAUCCAGUAUCAUUGUCCCUUUCUUUCCCU
Molecule: messenger RNA, 2904 nt
Organism: Anoplopoma fimbria (sablefish)
Lineage: Eukaryota; Metazoa; Chordata; Actinopteri; Perciformes; Anoplopomatidae
Gene: pecam1a
Product: platelet and endothelial cell adhesion molecule 1a
Exons: 15
Coding region: 29-2308 (759 amino acids)
Biological process (GO): cell surface receptor signaling pathway
Molecular function (GO): transmembrane signaling receptor activity
Source: RefSeq, a predicted model, not a curated record